UGCCAUAGGCGAGAACGGAGGCAGGGGAACGCAGACGACGUAAAGACAAGGGAAGAACACUUUUGGCGGCGUUAAUUACACACGAGAAUUCGCCAGUUACAGUCGCGUCAAUCGUUUUCAAUAUAACAGUUUUGUAACACUUAAAUGUCAGUUCGAUUAAACGUGCCCGUAAAACAAUACAGAGUUACGAAAAUUACCUACAGUGUAAAGUCAGUGCGUAUCGAUAACAUUUGGUGCAUCGACCGGGAAUCGUGAAUCCCAACGAACUGAUACGUAAAUUGUAGUCGUCUUAUCGCUCUGUAUCGUCCACAUCGUUUACGCCACAGCACGAAUAUUCAUGCCGACAUUGUCUCUCAGUGAGAGGAUCUACAAUCAAGCGUUACUUUUAGAACAGAACUUAAUUAGACGAUUUACGUUCACACGUGCUCGCCCUAUAGCACCCUGAGUCGUCUACGCUCGAAGUACUGUCCUAAUAACUUGAUUGUCGAAAACCUAAGCUUGUACCCGUCUCGUUGACAAGCUCGUGUCUUAAAUAACGUGUAACGUGUUACAUUCGCAAAUCAGUCCCGCGUGGCAGAUCACGUAUCCAUUCCGCAAAUUGCUCCCUUACGUCAUCCGUUGUCAUUCAAGCAUGGCCAACGACGCCUUUCCCCUUGAAGCUAUUCAAGAAGAAGAACCGGAGGAGGAAUUGGAAGAAUGGCAAACGACCAACGAUCCUGCUGAACUAAAGCAUUACCGUACUCAGGCAAAGAGAAUUCACACGAAGUCACUCAAUCAAGCUCUCCUUGCCGUCCGGAUGCUAGAAGAUGUUGAUACAGUCAACGUAUAUCGAGUUGGCUUGGUCCGUGCAUACGACAUAGUUGAAAGAAUUCACCAUCGCUACGUGGAAGUCUGUAAGUUCGACGGUGAAGAGCUGGACAGAGAAACCAGCUGGGGAAUUGAUAUUUCCAUCAAACAUUCGAAGGCGUUAGCUGACGUGGCCAACUACUUAGAUUCCUGUCAAGCCCGCGCAAGAUCAGUUGCAGGUUCCAGCCGCAGUAGCACUUCUAACCGUUCAUCAGCCUCAUCGACACGCCGUAAACUUCAAGAGGCAGAGCGGCUAGAAAAGGAAAUGCAACUAAAGAUUCAACAGGAAAGAGCUGAAGCCUUACAACAAGCCGAAGAGGAUGAACGUAUGCAGCAGUUUGAAAUUGCCAGGAAGGCAGAAGAAAGACGGGUUGAAGCAGCACGUAAGGAACGACAAUUGCAAAUGGAGCUGGAGAAACAACGCUACACUGGCUCCUUGUUACGCAAACAGCUCGCAGACGAAUUAGCAGUGGCCGAAGAGAACGAUGAAAUGGAAACGUCCGGGUUUGACAAAACAGAUGUCUGGAAACCUUCUUUCGUCCCAUCUCAUCCACCUGCUACGCUUAUCCCAAAUUUCCGUAUACCGUGUGGGACAGCAACGUCAACGCAACCAUGCUCUCAAUACGAGCCGGCUGCGUCAGAACAGCCGUCUACGUCCGACCAGCCGUCCUCGUCGAUUCCCAAGCUAAAUACCAAGGCCUUCAGCUACGUACCACCAAACGUAUUCAACCAGCCAAAUCCAAGUAUAGCUCAGCAAUUCACCUCAAGCGCUCGUCCGUCACUGAUUCCAACAACCACGAUGUCGUCGCUACCCGUCCACAACCGAGUUACGCAACAAACGUUUCCGCCACAAAGACCAGUUCACGCUCCACAAGCAACGGUGUAUUCUCCUGAUGCCUGGAUAUUCGCCGUGAAUCGUCAUGACGCACCUCCGACAUUUCGUUCAUCAUCGAGACCGCCGAAAGCUGAACCACCGAAGUUUGACGGCAACCCGAUAAACUGGCCUAUGUUUAUACAGUCAUUCAAGGUUCAAAUUCACGACACAUGUUUCAGCGAUGCUGAACGUCAACAUCAUCUACGUGCAAGCUUGACGACCGAAAUUCAGAACAAUCUUGGCGAAGUUCUACUCAACCCUGGAUUAUACUCCUUUGCAUUGAAAGAGCUGCAUCGGAAGUUCGGAAAUCCAAGAAUCGUUUCAACCGCUUGCUCUUCAUCUCUCUUAAAGCUACCUUCAUUUAAAGAUAGCGACUACGAAUCGUUAAAGCAGUUUUCGUCCACACUCCGUUCAGUCGUCGCAACUUUGCAACUGGGUGGAUAUGGACUGGAACUACAUAGCAGUACAACCUUGGCUCAAUUGGUUGGAAAAUUGCCGCCCACCUUACGCAGUAAAUGGGCCGAAGUGAGCUAUCGAAUUCAAGAUAGAUUGCCUACGAUACUCGACCUGGACACGUGGCUCGAUGACGUUACGAUGGCGGAAUACUUCGUCCGUAUUGGCGUCAACCCCACACCCCAGCAAGGCAGUCAUCCGAAAACUCGAGAAAACGUCCACAGGUCAUCGAACGAAAAACAGAAGAAGUCGACCACGACUCCCAUGGUCUUUUCUACGACCGUAAAAAUUGCGUCCUGCCCACAUUGUGACGGUGCUCAUCGCCUUCACCUCUGUGAGAAGUUUAAAGCCUUAAAUCCCACGGAACGAUCAGAAAUCGUCAAAGAAAAAAGAUGCUGUUACCGGUGUCUCGACGACCGCCAUCUAAGUUCCGAGUGUACGAAGGAAAAGGAAUGUGGAACGGACGAGUGUAAACGUCUUCACCACCCUCUUCUCCACGGAGCACCGCGGAUGUACCCGAAAACGCCACGAUCGUGCCCGAUGUCAUCCUCGUCUCAAAAGAGCCCGUUUAACGGCUUGGUCUCCUACGGCUACGAAAGUGAAACGACCUUGCUGCCUAUCGUCCCUAUGUUAAUUGAAGCUAAUGGCCGAACCUGGACCGGUUAUGGAUUGCUGGAUCCUGGAAGCCAAAUCUCAAUGAUAACCAACGCGCUUGCAAACGAAUUGGGACUUCAAGGCGAGAAGGGAAUUUCAAGAAUCGGAACGUAUCACGGCCGCGACCCAACCGCAAAUACAACUAAGGUGUCUUUCAGAAUCUCUUCUUUGGACAAAAGCAGUUCCUUCGAAAUCCCGAACUGUUACUCCGUUCCCGUCUUAAGAAUCAGAAACGAAAACGUUGACCUAAGGAAGUUGGUUAAGGAUUGGCCUCAUCUAGCCGGAUUGAAAGUUCCCACCCAAAAUUCCGUGCACGUUAACGUGUUGAUCGGCUCGUGUGAUAUGGCGCCGCAAGAGGUCCUGGAAAUCAAAAGAGAUCCGUUGAACGAGCGGGCCCCACGAGGACUACGAACAGCCUUUGGAUGGUGUAUAGCUGGACCGAUCUCUCCAGCCGCCGUUGCACAACUGCAGUGUAACUCGCUCUCAUUAGCGCCCCCACCCGACCAAGAUCUUGUGAAUGCAAUUGAUCGCUUUCUACUCACCGAGACUUACGAAGCCCGAGCAGGAGUCAAGGUGCCGAUUAGCGAAGAAGAAGUACGCGCGAACAAGAUCCUAAACGAAACGACGAAAUUCUUAGGCGAUCGAUACGAGUCGGGACUUCUCUGGAAACACGAAGAGCCGAACCUGCCCGACAACAGCCAGUCUACACUAGCGCGCUUCCUCAAGCUAGAACGAAGACUCAUCGCCGACGAAAACCUUGGUAAAAGGUACUCCGCAGCAAUCAACGAGUAUAUCAGCCUUGGUCACGCCCGAAAACUCUCAGCUGAGGAGGUCAACUAUCGUCCAGCUGGCCGAACCUGGUUUCUGCCUCACCAUCCGGUGAUAAAUCCGAAGAAACCCGAAAAAUGCCGCCCGGUCUUUGAUGCCUCCGCGUACUACAAGGGAAUGUCGCUGAACUCUGCCCUGCUGAAAGGACCCGACCUGCUAACCAACCUCAUUGGUGUGCUGAUACGUUUCCGACAACAUCCGAUAGCGUUGAGCGCGGAUAUUGUUAAAAUGUUCCACCAAGUAAGGGUGCGGCCAAAAGACGGGCCGGCACUUCGCUUUUUCUAUCGCGACCCGGGUAUACAGGAGCCACCCUCCGUUUACCAAAUGAACGUGCAACCCUUCGGCGCAGUUUGCUCUCCGACAAUUUGUGCUCACGUUCUACGUCAAGCAGCCGAAGACGGCGGGAUUGAUGCGGCCGACGUUACCAACCAAAUAAUCGAUCAUUUUUACGUGGAUAAUUGGUUGACAUCAUUCCCAACUGCCAAAGAAGCUGUUCAGCACGCAAAAAGGGUGGCAGACGUUCUACUUCGAGGAGGAUUCGAGCUCGCCCAAUGGGGUUCAUCAUGUUCAAAAGUUCUAUUGUCGUUGCCUGGCAAUCCAGUCUCAUCCAUCGAUUUAGCCCUACACGGAAUGCCCAUAGAGCGGACGCUGGGGCUCUCACUCGACUACGGCAGCGAUUCGUUUGUGGUGAGCGCAAGCAUAAAACUUGAUGGAGCGACGAAACGAGAAAUACUUCGAGAAACGUCAAGCGUCUACGACCCAUUUGGAUUUCUUUCACCGGUGUUGCUACACGCAAAACUUAUCCUGCAAGCUGUAUGCAGAAAAUCGGUUGGCUGGGACGAUCAACUAGACCAGACGACCGUCGAUGAGUGGCAACAUUGGGCCGUCUCCCUCUCGAAGCUAAAACCGCUCUCCAUCUCACGAUGUUUUAACCCAGAGCUACCAAAAGCGCGAGGUGUGGGACUUCAUCUGUUUGCUGACGCAUCCGAAUCAGCAUUUGGUGCCAUCGCCUAUCUCCGAUUUGACAAUCCCGACGGCGUUAAGGUGUCAUUUGUCAUGGCCAAGGCAAGAGUGGCACCCAUCAAAUACGUUUCGAUUCCCAGACUUGAGCUGUGUGCAGCAUUACUCGCCGCCCGUCUAGCAUCAGUGAUCAAGUCAGAACUCCGACUAAAAAUCGACCAAGCCACAUUCUGGUCGGACUCCACAACGGUUUUGAGAUGGAUUAACUCUCCACACUAUCGAUUUCAUGUUUACGUUGGAAACCGAAUAGGCGAAAUAUUGGAGUUGUCCGAAAGUAGUCAAUGGCGUUAUGUCCCUACAACUCAAAACCCAGCAGACGACGUCAGCCGUGGCGUCACAUCCACAGAAUUUUCCAUCGAACAUCGUUUCUUUACCGGACCAUCUUUCCUCUAUCAAUCACCGCAAAACUGGCCGGCCUUCCCCGAUGUAAAACAGGGAAUUGACGAAAUAAAGGAUCCCGAAGUUCGCUGUACGAGAUGGGUUGGUGCGACACUACACGUAACCGAUUCCAUUGACCGGCUCACCACGUACACCUCCCGCUAUCCGUUUUUAGUCGGCGUCGUCGGCUACGUCAAACGUUUCAUUAAUAACGCUCGGAAAGAAAAAACCCAUCGUGAUUUCGGCAAACUAUCGGAAACCGAGGUCAAGAAUGCGGAAGCGGAAUUAUUUAGGCGCGCCCAGAUGUCUGCCUUUCCUGAAGAUUACAGUAAUAUAAAGGAGGGAAAGCCGCUCGAUCCCGGUUCAAGCCUAAUCACGUUAAUGCCAUUCGUCGACCAUCAAGGAGUUUUACGGGUCGGAGGACGUAUUGAAAAUGCUCCAGCCCCGCCGGAAGCCCGCCAUCCGAUCAUACUCCCAGCCGACGAAAAAAUCACGGAAUUGCUGAUUUAUAGUCUUCACCUCGAGUUUGUACACUCCACUACAGAGAGAACCUUUCACGAAUUACGUAAACUCUACUGGGUUCAACGCGGACGAAAAACGGUGAGAAGAAUUAUAAACAAGUGUUUCAAAUGCAAGCAACACUACGCAAAGGCACUUUGUCCAAUGAUGGCCGCUCUUCCCGGUUACCGUUUGAAGCCUUUCUACCCCGCCUUUACACACACCGGAGUAGAUUUCUUUGGCCCGUACAACGUAACGAUAUUCAGACGGAAGGUAAAACGCUGGGCCUGUUUAUUUACUUGCAUGUCAUCAAGAGCCGUGCACCUGGAAAUGUCAUACUCUCUUGACACUUCCUCCUUCAUCAACUGCAUCAGUCGCUUUGAAGAUCGCCGUACAACUCCGAAACAUUAUCACAGCGAUAAUGGCACGAAUUUUGUUGGAGCUGUGCAUGAAUUUUCCGAGUGUCUCCGUCGGAUGGAACAGUUAGCCAUUCAAGAUGGGCGAAAACGAAGAACGGUGACUUGGAGUUUCAACCCACCUUCCGCGCCACAUUUUGGUGGAACCUGGGAACGUCUAGUUCAAUCGUCAAAACGUGCCUUAAGAUUCGUACUCAACGAGCAAACUCUGACUGACGAUACUUUGGUCACCACGCUAAUUCAAGUGGAGAAACUUCUCAACGGCCGCCCGUUAACGUAUGUAAGUGUAAACCCGGCGGAUCCUGAACCCAUUACGCCAAAUCAUCUUCUCCUUGGACACGAAAAUCCGUACAUACCUUUUGAUCUGUUCGACGAAAACGAUAUGACGACCAAAAGGAAGUACCGCAUUGCUCAGUACCUAACUGAUUGUUUCUGGAGACGUUGGAUGAGAGAGUAUCUUCCCAGCCUUACGGAACGACGAAAAUGGCUAUAUGGACAAAAGAAUCUCAACGUUGGCGACAUCGUGAUCGUUAUCGAGCCAGAUACACCCCGUGGAGAAUGGCCAAUCGCUCGUGUCGUCAAGGUGUUUUCCGGCCCUGAUGGCGUAGUCCGUUCCGCAAUCGUUCACCUUCGUUCGGCUACCAAAACCUCCGAACUUCACCGCCCGGCUGUGAAACUCUGCUUGUUAGAGUCUUGGGAUACGGAUGGUGCGUCCGCUUACGAACGCAGAGCCGGCUAUGUUCCGAAUCCUACAACUCCGAAAUAA
Daphnia magna is the source of this 6733-nucleotide messenger RNA. RefSeq lists its product as uncharacterized. Lineage: Eukaryota; Metazoa; Arthropoda; Branchiopoda; Diplostraca; Daphniidae. The coding region runs from base 632 to 6733 and encodes 2033 amino acids. Gene Ontology annotation, biological process: DNA integration. The record is from RefSeq and is a predicted model, not a curated record. The transcript has a single exon. Gene Ontology annotation, molecular function: nucleic acid binding.